AUGAAAGUGAUCACCUUCAGCCAGCCGUUCCAGACCAUGGUUCGGGGUGUGGCUGCAGUGAGGGACGAGGACAAGAAGGAGGAGAACAAGGCACGCAGCAAGCCCCGGGAGCCCCUCAUGUCUCUGGUGGACUGGGCCAAGAGUGGAGGAAUGGAAGGCUUCUCACUGAGAGGGGCGCUACGACUUCCCUCAUUCAAGGUGAAGAGGAAAGAACCUCUGGAGCUAGCAGAGGUAGGAGAGAUGAAGAGACCCAAGACACCGCCAGAGGAUGACGACGAAGACURGUACCAUGACAAGGGUCUAGAGGGAAGAAUGGCAGAUGGGGAGGGCCACAGGGCUGAGAGGGACAGCAGGCGGAGGAAGAAGAAGACGAGAAGUCGGAAACCUUGGGACCUGGACAGCGAAGGAGAAGAGACUUCUGACGGUUCUUCUUCAGAUAAGGAGGACGAGGAGGAGGGAAGUGACAAGGGGUCAGAAGAUGAGGCCUUGAGUGCGGACAGCGAUGAUGAGAGCCUCUCCUCAUCCACAGAGAGUUCUUCUUCCUCAACAUCAUCAUCCUCCUCUUCCUCUGAAGARGAGGAGGAAGGAGAGCAGGCCGGCAGUGGACUGGACACCAUGGAUGAGUCUACGAUGGACAGCACAGCUCUGGARACAGAGAAGGGGGAUGACCGAGAAAAGUCUGCAGCUGCUGUUCCAAAAGCACCACUCAGCGCCGAGAUCAAAGCUGAAAUUGCUGCCAGCAAGAAGGAUUCAUCAACACUCAGCUCAAACGCUCGUCCUCCAGCCCCCCGCCCCUCCUCCCCAAUUGURAUUGUGCCUCCUCUCAAGAAGCYAAGGAAGACCGUCUCGUUCUCUWCCYGGGAGAGCGACUACAAACCCCACCUUCCAACGGURCCCUUGUCCCCARCUCCCUCCACUGCRUCUCCUCUCUUSUCCCACAUGAAAUCUCACCUUCCAGACUCCAUUUUCAUCGCCUCCACACCUGGAACCACCCCCUCCAAGACUCUCUCACUCCUCCCCUUUGCCUCCAAACCAGGCGAAGGCAAUGCCCUCUCUCCCUCCCCUGUUCUCACUGUUCCCUCGCCUGUACGCCCCGAAGACUCAAUAAAGAGCCCUGUCCCUCUGGUGUCCCCCCCAAUCACCCCCACCAAGUCCCCCAACAAACAGGGGGCCUCCCCCAAAUCCCCCGCUUCAGUGUGGGUGUGUCGCACCGUGCAGAACCUCCCCCUGGACCACGCCUCCAUGGUCAAGAUGGCCUUCGAGGAGGCCCCGCCCCCUGUCACAAAGGGCCGGGGCAGGGGACGCCCCAGGACUGUCAGCCUGUCGACCCCCACCCCUCUCCCCUCCUUCCACACCCUCAGAGAGGAGGAGGAGGAGGAGGAGGAGGGACUGCAGAGGCUGAGACUCAGUGAGCAGCUGGGAGCAUCCAGCCUGCUACAGCUGGGUUCGGCCCCCACGGCUGAUCUGUCUGUCCUGGCUGAUGUGGCCCUGAAGCUGGACCCAGACGCUGGAGACUCAGAGGAGACGGAGACGUCAGACGAGGCAGAGGAGCAAAAGAUGGAGGAGGAGAUGCUACUCUCUCCCAAAGCCCUCCCCCUGGUUAUGGACCCACAGGGCCUGUCUGCCCUGCAGGAACACAACUAUUCCAAAGCCCCCUUCCACCUCAUCCCUGCCCAAAAGAGGAGUGUCUCCAAACAGGAGACUGGGGUGCUCCUCCCUGCAGACUUUAACCAUCACGCCAUCUCUGGGGUGCUGGAAGCUCCUGAGGAGGUCAUAGGGGAACCCCUGCCCUCUAGGGAGAAACACCAGGCUGAGUGUCUGUCUGGCAUGGGGCUGCUGUGUGAGGAUGGAGACAUGGCCAAGGCCUUUGUGCUGACACCUCUCACCCCAUCAGCCAAGAGGAAGGGAAUGGCGGCGAGGGGCAGGGAACUGGAGGAGAUGGGGAAAGAGAAGAACAAGAAGAGGAGGAGGAAAGAUAAGGAAAAUCUGGAGUUGCAGCAAACGAAAAAGCAGAAGGAACAUCAGACCAAGAAACAGAAGAGGAAACUAGAGGAGGUGGACCUGGAGGAGGAUGUGGACGUGGAGCAGCUGGAGCCGGGUGAGCUGUCUAACACAGAGGACGAGGAAGAUGAAGAGUGGGAUGAUGUGAGGAAGAGCGAGCGCCUCUUCCUCCAGGAGGCCGGGUUGACUUCGUCGCAGCGUUGGCCCAAGCCCAUCCCUGCCCCGGAGCCCGUCACGUUUGACCAGCGCAGCGAGUUUGAGCAGAUGACCAUCCUGUAUGACAUCUGGAACUCUGGUCUAGACAUGGAGGACAUGACGCUGCUGAAGACGACCUACGAGAAGCUGCUGCAGGACGACCACAGCACCGACUGGCUCAACGACACACACUGGGUCCACCACACUGUUACCAACAUCCCCAACCCGCGGCGUAAGAAGAAGAGUGCAGACGGGCAGCUGCGGGAGCACGUGACAGGCUGUGCCAGGAGCGAGGGCUACUACGCCAUCAGCAGGAAGGAGAAGGAUGUCUACCUGGAUCUGGAACUGCCUGAGCAGGCCCUACUGGAGGCUGCCGACUACGACGCCUCUGGCUCAAACCGGCUGCUGUCAGAGAGACGGUCGGAGCAGCGCCGCCUCCUCAGUGCCAUAGGCAUCCCUGCAGUCAUGGACUCUGACCUGCUCAAACUCAAUCAGCUCAAGUUCCGUAAGAAGAAGCUUCGAUUUGGCCGCAGUAGGAUCCAUGAAUGGGGCCUGUUCACCAUGGAACCCAUUGCUGCUGACGAGAUGGUCAUUGAGUAUGUGGGCCAGAAUAUCAGACAGAUGGUGGCUGACAACAGAGAGAAGCGUUAUGCCCAGCAGGGCAUUGGGAGCAGCUACCUGUUCAGAGUGGACCACGACACCAUCAUUGAUGCUACCAAGUUAGGCAACCUGGCACGCUUCAUCAACCACUGCUGCACUCCUAACUGCUAUGCAAAGGUGAUCACCAUAGAAUCCCAGAAGAAGAUCGUGAUCUACUCCAAGCAGGCCAUUGGCAUGAAUGAAGAGAUUACCUACGACUACAAGUUCCCUCUAGAGGAAAAUAAGAUUCCCUGUCUGUGUGGAACAGAGAACUGCCGUGGGACGCUCAACUAGAUAUCACAGCAUGACCACUCUCACACUGAGGUGUGGCAGUUCCCCGUUUCAGUCCCUCCUCCACAACCCCCGACUAUAACCAAGAACAAAGCCACACCCACCACCAACAGCCCCCUUCCUGACCGCAAAGCCCACCUGCUCCUCCAGACUGUCAAACAGUUGUCUGUACCAUAUCCAGAAAACAGAGAGACAUGUAACGUUUGCACUGUUCACAUGCUUUAAUUUACCUGGGGUUAUGGUUUAUUAUCUUAGGGGCUGUGAGACUCUCCUUCCCAGGGGUGUGAUUAAUAAUAGGGCCCCCUCUCCUGUACCCCAAACCCUUGAAAUGCAGCAGUAGUCUCCGCUGUAGCAGGAUUUAAUAACUUAGGACCACUUGUUCCCGUUCGAUCAAGGGUGGACAUUCCCCCCCCCUGCCAACAGCCUUUCCUUGGAAUAGAGAAUGCAACCGUAACCUAUCAGAACUGGUUUUGUGUGUCUUGUCUGCCUCCGCACAGAUAGGGAGUGGUCCGAAAGCUCCCGCUAACCCAAACUCUCUACCCACACCAAUCCGCACAUAGACGCACAGGAUUUACAAACAUAUUCAGGGUUUUAAAGGCGCUCGUUCGCAGCGCAGUUUUAGUUACACACUCUAAUCCAUUGGGACUUCAGUUAUGCAAGAUUUCCAAACAUGAAGAUUGUUUGAGCUUUGUCAUUUUAUAGUAUUGCAUAUUCUUAUUCUUGUUCUGAUUUAGUUGCGUGAGCUGUAGGUGGGUGUGUGACUCUCCCCUCACCAGUUUGUUUGGAUGAGAGACCAUAGACUUAAAUGCUAAAUAAGAACAAAUCAUUUGUAGAUCAAAUAGUGUGUGGCGUCACAUCAGUUUAUCUUUAAAGCUUAAGAUGGCUGCUGAGUUUUAGUCUGCAGGUUUAUCUCAAUUUGGAAUGCAUUGUUUGUUCCUUUUACGUUCCCCUUUCCCCAUUGUGAUGUUGUCCCUCCUCACGUUAGGAAGCAGAGAAAGGACCUGACCCGUGUGUAUCUGUGUUAAGAGAAUGUAUUCUUACGGGAGCGAGUGAUUUUAUUCCUGUCGUGUGAAUGUGCUCUCACUGUCAAUUAGAAGUUUUGUGCUAUUGAACAACCUGCAAAUGUCAGGUUGUCUGCGCUUUUUGUAUGACAUGGUCAAGGCACACUGUCAGGAAAACUGUUUCUAUGAAAUCUCCCUUAUUUGGCAAACCAUUACAGACAAAUCUGUUCAAAAAAUGUUUUUAAUUUAAAUGUAACCUUUAUUUAACUAGGCAAGUCAGUU
This is a messenger RNA of Salvelinus sp. IW2-2015, 4409 nucleotides long. The record is from RefSeq and is a predicted model, not a curated record. NCBI's taxonomy places the organism in Eukaryota, Metazoa, Chordata, Actinopteri, Salmoniformes, Salmonidae.